GAGUAGUUUCUCUAUAGCUAGUCGCUACCCCGCUCCUCCUUCUCUUACUCCGCCAUUUCCUGGUUCUUUCCGUCACUUUCCCGGGAAAAUGUAACAAACACAAACACUGCUGGACUCUCCUUGAACUGCAUUCAGUCUGAAAUCAACCCAUUAUUUUAUAAUAAUAAUAAUAAUAAUAACCGUGAAAAUCAAUGAAAGGAAGACAAGUUACAUUGUAGCAGAGGGGAAGAGGCAGAGAGAGACAGACAGAAAGUGAAGAAGCAAUCAAGCAACAGUGAAGACUUGCAUAGUAUUUAAGGGAAAUUAAAAUCCCUGAAAUUUUGGAAAAAAGGCGAUAGGUUUUGUUAUCCUUCGCCGACCCGAUCAACCGUUUUCUCUCUCUAUCUUCUCACUCUCUGACAGUGCAUCGCUCUUACUAUCUGUCUUUCGCAGCCAUGGCAUUUGAUCAAACCUCUGUUCCCUGCGAUCUAAGAUCACUAAAUGUUACUCGAGCUGUCGCCGAAGAGCCACUCGUUCCUCCUGCUAGUAAACCGCUUCAAACUGCAGAAUAUUUCCCUCCAAAUUCGGUUUGGGACCAUGUUAGCUCUGGUGCGGUGCCGCUUGUCUACCCUGCGUCUGUCUCUGAUGCUGGUUUGGUUAGAAUAGCGUACGGAAAUGUAACUUCGGCUAUUGCUUCUCCUACCUGGUGUGUUCGUCCUGCUGUUCCGGUUCCCCCCAGUGUAAACCCCGCUGUUGGGCUUAAUUAUGGUUCAGGUUUUACCAAUCGGUUCAUGAGAGCCAAUGCCGUUGAUCUUUCGGGUAGUGUGGUUGCGGCUUCCCAUGGAUAUCCUAUUAAUUUGGGAAAUUCGGUUUCUGGUAAUGGCUUUGAUAAUGCCCUUCCUGGCAGCAGCAGGGUGGUUGGAAAUGCUGUUCAACAGAUAGGUGGUGCUGUUGUACCAGGCGGGAUUGGUUUUGGUUCCUUUCUCAGAACUGAUCAAGGCAGUAACGAGGGCAUGAAUGACUCAGUAUCUGGGCAAAAAAUGAAGCUAUUGUGCAGCUAUGGUGGUAAGAUUUUGCCUAGACCCUGUGAUGGAAAAUUGAGGUAUGUUGGGGGGCAAACAAGGAUCAUUAGUGUUAGGAGAGGCACGAGCUUCAAUGAAUUGGCACAAAAGAUGACUGAUACGUAUGGGCAGCCUGUGGUUAUCAAGUAUCAGCUCCCUGAUGAGGAUCUUGAUGCAUUGGUUUCGGUUUCCUGCCCUGAGGAUCUUGAUAAUAUGGUGGAGGAGUAUGAAAAAUUGAUUGAAAGGUCUCCUGAUGGCUCUGCUAAAUUAAGGGUCUUUCUGUUUUCUGCUUCAGAACUUGAUCCUUCUGGUGUGGUGCAGUUUGUAGACUUACAGGAUAAUGGGCAAAAAUACGUUGAAGCUGUGAAUGGAAUAAUAGAUGGGAUUAGUGGUAAACUGACAAGGAAAGAGAGUAUUACAAGUGCAGCUUCCACCCAGAAUUCUGAUUUGAGUGUGAUAGAAGCUCUUGAUGGCUCGAUUGCUGGUCAAGCCGAUGUCAGUCAAGUGCCUUCAUCUGGCAUGCCUGCGGGAAAUGGAACUGCUUCUCAGGAUUCUACUUCAAACAUGAAGGUUCGUGAAAGCAUUGCAUCAGUUUACUCAGAUGCUUUUGUGAUUCCAUUGGGCACUUCUGCAACUAAUUCUGGUCCAAUGCACAAUCCACCUUUUCAUAAUGAGGUUGAAUUAGAAAAGUCUGUGCCUGUUACUUUAUGCCAGGAGGAAUUUGGGUUGCAGCAUCCUGUAAAGGAAGCUCCACCACCUGCACCUAAUUUGCAAGCUUCGGACAUUACUGCAACUAACUCUGGUCCAAAUCACCGACAACCUUUCCAUAAUGAGUUGCAGUUUGAAAAGUCUGUGCCUGUUACUUUAUCCCAGCAGCAUAUUGUGUUGCAGCAACCUGGAAUGGAAAAUCCUCUGCCUGCACUUUAUAUGCACCCUCUGAUUGAUCCUUUCCCAGAAGUUAUGAACAAUGCAGAUUUUGUUCGGCUGCCUCGUCAGAUGGGGUUCUCAAAUCCUGAGCUUUUCAGCAAGACUGGGUCCAUAUACUCCCAGCAUCAAUUACAUGAAAAUACACAUGGUCUUGUGUCCCAUCAAGUGGUCCCUGCUGUGCAAAUGACAAUGGCUCAGUCAUCUUCUCAUGCAGGUGUACAUUCAAAUGCUAUUCAACCACAACUAUUGCUGCAGAUGCAGCAAAAUGUCUUGGAUAAACAUAGUGAUGGAAAUACAUCAGGUGUAAGGAUUUUUCAGCUUCCUGCUGAACACAGGUACGGUGCAUACCCAGGUCAAGUCCCUUCUGUCAUAGUUGGAGGUAGUUACAGCUGGGUUCGGGCUCCUCCACCAGAGCAUGUUGUUUUCCCUAAUGUAUUAUUACCCCAACAAACAUUAGUGAAUCCCGAAAAAACCCAAAGAUCAGAGGAUUGUUAUAUGUGUCAGAAAAAGCUACCCCAUGCACAUUCAGAUCCAGUGGUUCAGGAUCAACAUAAUAUUUGUGCAGGUCUGGUUCCUGAUUCAAACCCAAGUUACCAUAAUCUCCCUAUGAAUGACAAUUCAAAAGCGCAGGCAACAAAUAAAGUUGUAGUAACUACAGCAACACCAGAAGGCAUGGUUGAGCAAGUAGUUGGGACCAGACCCAUGAUUGUUGGCAAGUCUGAGCUUGGAGCAGUGCAUUAUAAAGAAGCAACUGUGCUGUCCUGUAAUCUUGGGUCAGAGCCUGAAGGUGAGAGGUAUUUCUCACAGAAGCCAGACAAUUUGGAUCACCAGAAUAUAAUUGUCAAGGAAACAAUUGUAGGAGCUGGUGAAAAACAGUUACUAAAUGCUGGUCCCACAGGAACAGCACCACUGCCUUAUCUAGAUGAUGUUGUCUGUCAAUAUGUGAUUCCAGUUGAAAAUUGGGCUAAAGAAGAUGUAAUUGUUAAUAAACCUAUUACUGCUGAUAUGCCUUUAGUUGGUUGCACAUCUGUUGAAACUUCUCAGUGUACAGUUCAAGAAUCUGCAAAAGGUUAUACCAAUGAACUCACUAGCAUUGUUUCAAAAGCAGAUAUUGUGGAGAAUUGGAUUGCAAAGGACCAUCUCAAACCUGUUGAUUUAAGGGUGGAAGCCCUCAAGAUAAUCAAUCCUGAAAGUUAUGCAGACAAACCUGAAGUUCAUGCAAGUUAUGAUAAAGUAGAUCACAGUACUCAGUGUUCUGUAGAGAAGAAAGGGGCUUUGGAUAACAACCUUAGUAGAUCAAGGUUGGAUGUCGACACAAAUCAAAUUAAUACGAUGGAUGUACUUCCUAGUUUUAUUAUGGAAGUUCCGUACAGUAAUAAUUCCAGGCCAGCGGAUUAUAAUGAGGUUGCCCAACCCCAUGUUCCUGGCAUUCCUGAUUCAAAUCCUCAAUCGAAAGAAGGUAAUCACAAGGGUGAUGUAUUCUCAUCUUCGACUUCACCAUCUGUCAGGUUUGGAGAUGCACAGGAUUCUUCAAACUCACUUUUUAGCAAUCAGGAUCCAUGGAAUAUACAUGGCUCGUACUUUCCACCGCCUAGACCUAAAAAAAUUGCAUUAGAGAAAGAACAUUAUUCUUAUAAGGACCAGUUUGGUGAGAAUCCAGGCAACAGUGCUGAACAGAAUGUAGCAGCUCCAUUGGAUAAUGGCCUGGCAUUCAAACAGAAUUUAACUUUGGAAGAUGCUCGAUCUGCCAAGGGAUCAUCCCAGGACCAACAGCUUCAAGCAGUUGCUGAAGGCGUAGCUGCUUCUGUUCUGCACUCAAGCAUUCCUUCAAAUCCUGAAUUGCAUGCCAGAGAUGUUUCCUUUCUUAGAGAGAUAGAGGAUGGAUAUGUUCAAAAUAGUGAAAUAGAUGUACAGUGUAAUAGUACAGCACAGGAUGUAGAGAGCAAGCUUCCAGAGAAGGCAAAUUUUGGUUUUCCAAUUACAGAUCUUGGAGCAUUGCAGGUUAUAAAGAAUUGUGACCUUGAAGAGCUGGUAGAAUUGGGCUCUGGGACCUUUGGUACCGUACAUCAUGGAAAAUGGAGGGGCACGGAUGUUGCAAUAAAGCGGAUUAAUGAUCGGUGUUUCGCUGGAAAGCCUUCAGAGGAAGAGCGUUUGAGAGCUGACUUCUGGAAUGAAGCAAUCAAGCUAGCUGACUUGCACCAUCCAAAUGUGGUAGCUUUUUAUGGUGUUGUGCUUGAUGGUCCAGGAGGUUCUGUUGCUACAGUAACUGAGUAUAUGGUUAAUGGCUCUCUUAGAAAUGCCUUGCAGAAGAAUGAGAGGAAUCUUGACAAGCGCAAACGUCUUUUGAUUGCUAUGGACGUAGCUUUUGGUAUGGAAUACCUACACGGGAAAAACAUAGUACACUUCGACUUGAAAAGUGACAACUUACUUGUGAAUCUGCGAGAUCCACACCGCCCAAUAUGCAAGGUUGGUGACCUUGGUCUAUCAAAAGUGAAAUGUCAGACCCUGAUAUCUGGGGGUGUGAGAGGAACUCUACCCUGGAUGGCCCCAGAACUCUUGAAUGGAAGUAGCAGCCUUGUCUCAGAGAAGGUUGAUGUGUUUUCAUUUGGUAUUGUCCUGUGGGAACUUCUCACUGGAGAAGAGCCAUAUGCUGACUUGCACUAUGGAGCUAUCAUAGGGGGUAUUGUGAGCAACACUUUAAGGCCUCCAGUUCCAGAAACCUGUGAUCCGGAAUGGCGAUUACUGAUGGAGCGGUGCUGGUCAUCUGAGACAUCAGAAAGACCAACCUUCACUGAGGUUGCCAAUGAAUUACGCCAGAUGGCAGCCAAGGUCGCCCCCAAAGGACAAAAUCAAUAGCAACAACCUGGUUCAUACCAGAGCCAAAUGCAGAAAUGAUUUCUGACAAUAGCAGGAUGUUGAAAUCCAGAUUUGCAUCUGAUUUUCAGAUCAGUGCAUUGUGUAAUAUGUACAAGGUUUGUUAGCACUUAGUGUCAAAUAGUACUUAGUGUAAGGCCUUUUAGCAGUACAGUACAGCACACUUAAACCUCAAUGAGCUUUUUUGUAAUGUGCCAUUCUUCAGUAAAAAAAGAAAAGCGAAAGAAAAAAUAUUUUGAAU
Molecule: messenger RNA, 5082 nt
Organism: Arachis stenosperma
Lineage: Eukaryota; Viridiplantae; Streptophyta; Magnoliopsida; Fabales; Fabaceae
Exons: 10
Coding region: 435-4823 (1462 amino acids)
Biological process (GO): protein phosphorylation; signal transduction
Cellular component (GO): cytoplasm
Molecular function (GO): protein kinase activity; ATP binding; protein binding
Source: RefSeq, a predicted model, not a curated record